AUGAUAGGCCUUACCUGGAACUGUAGGGGGCUUGGGAACCCCCGUACAGUUAGAGAGCUCCAUAUGUUGGUGAAAACUAAGUGGCCCAAGUUCAUUUUCUUAAUAGAAACUAAAUGUGGUAGGAACAAAGUUGAGGAGGUGAGAUCAAGGGUGGGUUUUGACUGUUCUAUAGUGGUUGAAAGUAGGGGAUUGAGUGGAGGACUGGCCUUUAUGUGGCAUAGUGAAGAUAAUUUCAUCCUGCAAUCUUAUUCUCAGCACCACAUUUCUAUGCUUCUGCAAAUGGAACACAACAGUGAACAAAACCUGUUAACUGGUUUUUAUGGCUCGCCAGUAACAGCUCAUAGGAGAGACAGUUGGAAGCUUUUGAAUUUUUUGAAACCAAGAGAGGGCCUGGCAUGGCUUUGCUUUGGAGACUUCAAUGAGAUUAUGCACCUACAUGAGAAGCAGGGGGGAGCAGUGAGACCUUACCACCAGAUGGAAGAAUUUAGCAGAAGUUUGAUUGAGUGUGGCCUGAGUGAUAUGGGGUUUGAAGGCAAUAAAUUCACAUGGUGUAAUAAUAGAGAGGGGCCUUUUUUCACCAAGGAAAGACUAGAUCGUGCAUUGGAAAAUUUGGAAUUGACCUUGAACUUCUCUGAAUGUUGCAUCCAGGCUCUAGCAGCACAAUCUUCAGACCAUAGUCCUCUUGUAAUGCAUCUAAAGCAGGGUGGGAGAAGGUAUAUCAGCAACGGGAAUAGGAAGGAGAGAAUUUUCAGAUAUGAAGCCUCAUGGAAAAUGCAUGAAGAUUGCAAUACAAUAGUAACCAACUGCUGGUCCCCUCAAUUACAUCAAAGAGGUUCGCAUAUGUGGUGGUCUCAGCAAUGUUUGAGCAAGUGCAAAGAAGGCCUAGUGAAGUGGAGUAAUACCAUCCUUAAACAACAAAGGAAAGUUAUUCAAUCGAAGCUGGCUCAAUUGGCUAUUCUGCAGGAAGACAACACUGGAGCAGACAAUAGUACUAUCAGGGAGCUUCAGCUAUGUGCCAACCAGAGAAGGAAAACUAAUGAGAUCAAUUGCUUGGUUAGGGAAGAUGGUAGCCUGUCCAGGGAUUUAGAGGAAAUUUCUGAGUGUUUUGGGAAUUACUACCAAUCCCUUUUCACUUCAGAUGACCCUGUGGGUAUUGAUGGAUGUAUAGCCAGGCUUGACAGGAAGGUGGACAGGAACAUGAACUCCUUACUGGAUGCAGAUUUCUCAGCUGGUGAGAAUAUAGUUGGUGAUAAGGUUACUCAAGCUGUUCUAGAGGUCCUCAACUCAGGGGGAGAUAUCAGUGGUAUAAACCAAACUUUUAUAGUGCUCAUUCCCAAGGCUAAAGGACCUAAAACUGUCAAGGAAUUCAGACCUAUCUCGCUGUGCAAUGUGUUAUACAAAGUAGUAUCAAAGGUCCUUUCCAAUAGGCUUAAGUUAAUCCUCCCUCUAAUUGUAUCCCAGACACAAAGUGCUUUUGUCCCCGGGAGAAUGAUCCUUGAUAAUGUAAUUGUUGCUUUUGAAACCAUGCACUUUAUGUCAAUUCGAGGGGGGAGACAGCAAGGUCAUAUGGCCAUUAAGCUUGAUAUGAGCAAAGCAUAUGACAGGGUUGAGUGGGUCUUCUUACAAGCUGUUAUGGUCAAGCUGGGAUUUUCAGAGAAGUGGAUCAGAUUGGUUAUGGGUUGUGUAACAAGUGUGUCUUACUCUAUGCUCCUUAAUGGGUCCUCACAGGGUUUCUUUAAACCAUCAAGGGGCAUUAGGCAGGGGGAUCCCCUCUCCCCAUACCUUUUCCUGCUAGUGUCUGAGGUGCUUAGCAAUGAUUGCUUGCUGUUUUGUAGAGCAAAAGCUGAGGAAUGGGCCACUAUUAACUAUCUACUCAUUAUUUACGAAGGGGCCUCGGGUCAGAAGAUCAACAAGGAUAAAACCUCAAUCUACUUCAGUGCCAAUACUAAACCAAAAGCUAAAGACUACAUAUUGGGAUUAGCUGGCACUAGAGCUACCAAGUGCUAUGAGAGGUAUCUUGGUCUGCCUUCUCUGGUAGGUAGAUCAAGGUACAAAGCUUUCAAAAACAUUAUUGACAGAGUUAAAAGUAAAGUGACCAACUGGAAGACAAAGCUCCUCUCACAGGCAGGGAAAGAGGUUCUCCUCAAAGCAGUCAUCCAGGCUCUUCCAACAUAUAGUAUGGGAGUUUUCAAGCUCCCUAAAGUGUUAUUGAUGGAAAUCAACAAGGUGAUGAACCAGUUCUGGUGGGGCAAACAGGAUAAGGGUAAUAAAGUGCAUUGGGUCUCCUGGAGUCAAAUGGGAAAAUCAAAGGAGUCAGGAGGGAUGGGGUUCCGAGACUUUGAGUGUUUUAACACGGCACUCCUGGCUAAGCAAGCAUGGCACAUCAUCCAGUUCCCUACAUCUCUGGCCUCCCAAGUCCUCAAGGCAAAAUAUUUCAGGAACUCUAGUUUUCUUCAGGCCAAGUUGGGGGCCAGACCUUCUCUUAUUUGGAGGAGUAUUUAUUCCUCAAGGGCUCUAAUUGAGAAAGGUUCAAUAUGGAGAAUUGGUAAUGGAAAGGAGACUAAAAUAUGGAAGGAUAGAUGGUUACCUCAACCUUCAUCUUUCAUGGUUCAAGGACACGGGCUAAUCAAUGAUGAGGAAGCUAUGGUAGCUGAACUUAUAAAUGAAAACACCAAACAGUGGGACAGGGAAAAGAUCCUAAGGUUGCUUGGACCUUCAAAUGCUGCAGUGAUCCAGAAGAUUCAUGUGAGCACGAGUGGAGCAAGGGAUAGGCUUGUCUGGUUAGGCACUAAGGAUGGUGGUUUCAUAGUAAGGAGUGCAUAUCAUUUGCAAAAGGAACUCACAACAGGUCAGAAGGGUCAGUCAUCAAGUGGAUCUCUUGAUUUCAAAAACUGGACUUGUUUUUGGAAAUUAAAGAUUCCCAAUGCAGUCAAGGUUUUUCUAUGGAGAGCAUGCUUAGAAUCAUUGCCUACAAUGUCGAACCUCUUCAAGAAGAAGAUUGUGAGCUCUCCUCUCUGCCCAGUUUGCUGCAGUUCUGAUGAGACAGCAGGUCACAUUCUGUGGAACUGUCCCUCAGCCAUGGACGUGUGGAGUUAUGGACCAAAGAGAAUCCAAAAAAGCUCUGUGAGGGCAGAGAGCUUUUUCAAGAUCAUUGAGGAGCUAAGGGACCUAUGUGACAUACAAACAUUGGGGGCUUUUGCUAUGACAGCAAGGGAUAUCUGGCAAAGAAGAAACAAGCUGGUUUUUGAGGGAUCCUUUCUACAUCCUAGACUUCUAGCACAGAGGGAUGCCCAUCAACUGGAGGACUUUAAACUGGCUCAGGUGGUUCCAAUGCCUGACUCCCGCUUGCACACCAACCAGGCAUCCAUAUGGUCUCCUCCUCCAGAGGGAACUGUAAAGGUAAAUUGGGAUGCAGCCGUGAGUGAAGCACGUGACAGGGUGGGGUUUGGUCUGAUAGCUAGAGAUCAUAGGGGUAAUGUGGUUGCUGUAAAGAGGGUAGCAAGGGAAGGCUGUGUUGCUCCUUUGCUGGCAGAGGCUAUGGGAGGACUUCAUGCAGCUAUGUUUGCAUCCGAGCUCAACCUGUCCUCAGUGGUAUUGGAGGGUGAUUCUCUGCAGGUGGUCCAGGGUCUUAGCCUUCACAAGGAGAGGUGGGAUAGUGUGGACUUGGUGAAAGGCUACGAAAUAACAUUCAGGAAGCAGCACAUGGAGUAUUUAUCUUGUAAAACUUCUAAUCAUGGUCCUAUGCUUGUUCGUAACAUGAAGGUAGAUGGAAGAGAUCCGUCUAAAGAUGAGAUCAAAGAGGCGCUUUUAUCUAUACCUAUACAUAGCAGUAUAGCACCUGAUGGUUUUGGAUCAGCAUAUUUUAUUGCUUGCUGGGAUAUUGUGAAAGUGGACUUGGUGGAGGCAACAAGAGAAUUUUUCUCUGGUAUAGAGCUACCAAGAAGUAUUUUUGAGAAUAUAUCGCUGGCUCAAGAGAAGGGCAAGAUUGAAACUCUUGAUCAUGUCUUGUGUUCAGGGGAUUUUGCUCAGGCAAUGUGGAGGAAGGCAACUCAGAUUUUUGGUGUUGCGGGUACAGACAGAUUACUUCUAGCCGAAUUGAAUAUUUCCUUGCAUAAUCCUAAAAUGCGGCCGCCACAAAUUGUAAGCUGGAGUAGAUCAAGGCAAGGAUGGGUGAAGUUCAAUGUUGAUGGCUCUUAUAGAGGUAACCUAGGGAGUUGGUGUGGGGGUAGUAUUUUGCAAAAUGAUGCAGGACGGAUGUUGAUUGCGUUCUCUUCUAAAUUUGGUUUUGGUAUUAAUAAUGAAGCGGAACUUAGAGCGCUUAUUUCUAGAUUAUUACUUUGUUGGGAGAUGGGGAUUUUGCAUGUUGAGAUAGAAUGUGAUUUAGAUUUGGUUGUACGUUGGAUUAGGAAUAAAGCUUGUACAAUCUGGUAUCUGUGGAAUUUUUGGAAGAAGUUUCUUCAAGCUCUUCAUGGAGUUGAUUACACGAUUUCUCAUUUGUUUCGAGAAGGUAAUAAAGUGGCAGAUUUCCUAGCAAGGCAGGAAGAUGAGGGUUUGAAUUGUAGAUAUUUGCAUUAUGAUGAUUUACCCUUACAGGUUAGAGGUUUGCUUAGAUUGGAUUAUCUUGGUUUGCCUAGUUUAAGUGUUUAA
Messenger RNA from Carya illinoinensis, 4647 nucleotides. RefSeq lists its product as uncharacterized. The record is from RefSeq and is a predicted model, not a curated record. Gene Ontology annotation, molecular function: RNA-DNA hybrid ribonuclease activity; nucleic acid binding. The transcript is spliced from 10 exons. Lineage: Eukaryota; Viridiplantae; Streptophyta; Magnoliopsida; Fagales; Juglandaceae. The coding region runs from base 1 to 4647 and encodes 1548 amino acids.